UUUAGCAAUGAAGUUUAUUUUCACAAUUAUUUUAUUUCUUAGUGUAUUGGUGGAAUUUUCUUUUGAAUAUACUGCAAGUGUUCAUCGAAUUAGUCCAAAAGGCUUUCGUAUAAAGAGUUCAAGUACUCUCCUUUUCAUAGACAUUGUCGAUGACCGAAUCACAUAUGUGAUCUACAAUGUAAACAUCAACAGGACUCUGACACCGGACUUGCCCACUGACUUCGUUGCUGUUAUAACAGAAAGUAUUCUAGACCAAUGGGUCUAUAUCAAUUUAAAUGCGCGGGUAGAAGGAGGUAGCAAAAUUUAUUACCGAAUGGAUGUCUUUCAUGAUCCAUACGAUCCCAAUGCGAAAAAUAAGCCUGUGAGCAGUAUGGAAAAAGAAGCUGAACUUCCUUAUUACACAAUUGACAUAAGCGAACCUGUAGAAGAAAGGUGUGCUGCGCUCUAUAGAAUCAGUGAAAGAUGUCAACUUUCGGUAACAACAGUUAGCGGGCAAAGAGUCUGUAAAGAAAAAUUAAUUUUCCAAGAGCAUUUUGACAAUUUAGAUCCAAAGAUAUGGAAAAUAGAUGCUCGGAUUCCAACUGACACAGAAGACUCUCCAUUUGUGUCUUUUCAAAAUGAUCCCGAAGUUGUGUACAUUAAGAAUGGCUGGUUAAAUAUCAAACCGAAAUUUCUAUCCAAAGCAUCGGGUUUCAAUGAAUCUUCUUUGAUGACUGGAACUUUAAACAUUGCAGGUUGUUCAGGGAGAGAACAGGAGUGCAUGAGAAAAGCGAAAUUUUCACAGAUCCUGCCUCCAAUCAUUUCUGGAAGAAUUCGGACAAAGCACUCGUUCAACUUCCGCUAUGGAAAAAUUGUUAUAGGAGCUACUAUGCCUAAAGGUGACUGGGUAAUACCAAUGUUGCUAUUGGAAAAUUUGGAAAACUUCUAUGGUCCAUCUAACUAUGCAUCUGGCCAAAUUAGAAUUGCAAGUUUGCGAGGAAAUCAAAUUCUUCGAACCGCUGAAGGCAAGGUCAUUUCUAGUCGGUAUUUAUCGGGUGGAGUUGUACUUGAAGAUCGAGGACCUUUGCAUGAUUCUUGUCUUCGACAUUAUGAUGCAGAAGAACGUGUAUCAGAUGAAUUUCAUAAUUUCACACUUACUUGGACCGAAGACGAUAUUACAGUGGGAAUUGAUGAUUAUGAAUAUGGAAAGAUCGAAGGAGGAUUUUCGCAAUUAUUUGUAAACAAAAGUUCCCCUCCUUACGAUAGCGAUCAUAAAAUGGCGCCUUUUGAUAGAGAAUUCUAUUUAAGUAUUGGAUUAUCUGUUGGUGGCCAUAUAGAUUUUCCAGACUAUUGUAGGAGUGGAGAAGAUCGGGUCAUAAAACCAUGGAUAAAUAAUGAUCCGAAAGCUAUGUUCAACUUUUGGAAAGAUCGACAAAAUUGGAUGAGGUCAUGGGAAAAAUAUGAUACGAAACUUCAAGUAAACUUUAUUUUAGUUUAUGCUUUGUAGAUUUUAUUUUAAUGUUAAUAUGAAGAUACU
This is a messenger RNA of Eupeodes corollae, 1516 nucleotides long. Its product is annotated as beta-1,3-glucan-binding protein-like. NCBI's taxonomy places the organism in Eukaryota, Metazoa, Arthropoda, Insecta, Diptera, Syrphidae. The record is from RefSeq and is a predicted model, not a curated record. Gene Ontology annotation, biological process: carbohydrate metabolic process. Bases 8 to 1486 code for a protein of 492 amino acids. Gene Ontology annotation, molecular function: hydrolase activity, hydrolyzing O-glycosyl compounds; carbohydrate binding. The transcript has 5 exons.